Molecule: messenger RNA, 6841 nt
Organism: Chlamydomonas reinhardtii
Lineage: Eukaryota; Viridiplantae; Chlorophyta; Chlorophyceae; Chlamydomonadales; Chlamydomonadaceae
Exons: 17
Coding region: 96-6596 (2166 amino acids)
Biological process (GO): regulation of post-transcriptional gene silencing
Source: RefSeq, a predicted model, not a curated record
AGUCACAAUUUAUAGGCUAGCGAGCUGCUUGUGAAUUACUGACAGCAGAAAGCAGAUGUAAACUCGUGCUCGUUGUGCAUGUUUAGGGCACCAAGAUGGCCGCAAAUGAUGUUCUUGAGAGUCUUCAGCGCCGGCUGCAAACAGCGCAUGCACCGGUGCUGGCUCGGCACGCUGUGGCGGGCAUUUUCACCACUCUGCGCAAAUAUGCCAGCAGUUUGCCCGAGGAGACCCGCUCAAAUGCCAUAUCGUAUUGUCUCUCGAGGCCCAAUAAGGUCGUUGUGCAGGAGGCGGUGGGCCAGCUGCUGUCGCUGGUGCAGGCGGGAGGCUUGUCUGCGGCCGACUGUCUGGAGCACCUCCUGACGGCGGUGUCCGUGGCAGGCGCCGCCACCGCACCGCCGCUGGCAGACGCAGUCGUGCGCCUGGUCAUCCGCGGCAGUAGCAGCAGCGCCUCCCCAGCGGCUGUAGCAGCCGCGCUGCGUGCGGGCCGCUGGCAGUCUCAUCCCCUGGUGGCCGUACUCCUGUCCUGCCCCGCCGCCGCCACUCAGCUCCUCAGCAGCGCCAUGGGGGCUCUGGCAGCGGCGGCUACAGCCGCCGCCGCUACUGCUGCUACUGCCACCGCCGCCGCCAGUGCUGGCGGCGCUGCGGGAGGGGCUGCUACUGCCGCGGCGGCUGCCGUGGCGGCGGCGGCGGCGCUGGAGGGCGCGUGGGCGGCGCUGGAGCCGUUCUUUUCCUUCGUGCUGCUGCAGCGUCACGCCGGCGGCGUCACUGGCGGCGGCGGCGGCGCCUCGUCUGCUACUGCCGCCUCCGCCGCCCAGCUGUCCGCCAUCACUGCUACAGCCGCCGCCUGGCUGCACGGGCAGCUCGUGCGGCUGGGCUGCGGCCUGCUACAGCCGCUGGAACAGCAGCAGCUGGAGUUGGACGGCAGUAGCAGCAGUGGCGGCGGCGGCGGCGGCGGCAACGGGCAGCCGGCGGCUGCUGCUGCGGCGGCGGCGGCAGUAGCAGGUCUGGUGCGGCUGCGGCUGGCGCUGCUGCGCUUCCUGGCGGGGCACCUGGUGCUGGGGCCGCGGGUGGCGGAGGUGGACAGGAUGCGUGCCGUUGAGUGCGUGUCGGACCUGUUGGACCUGCUGGAGGCCGUACUGUACGACACGUCGGCAGUUGACCAACCGCCGGAGGCCGCGGCGGCGGCGGCGGCGGCCGCGGCGGAGGCUGUAGCAGAGGCGCUGCUGCAGCUCGCCUUUGAAGUCAUGAUGGGCUCGGCGGCGGCUGUAGCAGCUGGCGGCGGCGGCGGCGGCGGCGCGGCGGAGGUGGUGGCGGCGCUGGUUCGGCUUCAGGAGCUGGCGCCGGCGGCGGUGUGUGGGCGGCACACGGCGGCGCUGUCGCUGCUCAUGCUCAGCGCGCACGGCAAGGAGCUCCAAGGCCUCAACCUGCUGCUGCACCGGGCGCUCAAGUCAGGCGGCGGCGGCGGCAGUAGCAGGAGCGCCGCGGCUGCUACUGCUACUGCCGCCGACGCGGCGCUGUCGCUACAGCCACUGCUCGGCGCUGUGGCCUUCGGCACCGCCGCCGCCAGCGGCGGCGGCGGCGGCGGCGGCGCCUGGCCUGCCCACCUUGCAAUGGUGCUACAACGCAUCCUUACUAAUGCGGCGCCAGCCGCCGGUUGCGCCGCCGCCGCUGCCGCCGCGGCGGCGGCGCCGUCCGCCGCCGGUGACCUGUGCCUGCUGCGCGAGAGCCGCCUGCUACUGCUGUCACUGUGGCUGCCGGGACUGCCGCCGCACCCGGGCGUGGCGGCUGCCUGGGUGGCGCUGCUGGGGCACGGCGCGCUGGACGCAGAGGCGCACCCCGACCGCGCGGCGGCGGUGCUGGACGCGGCGUGGGCGGCGGCGCGGCACCCAGACCCCCGGGUGCGGGGCGCGGCCUACGACGCCAUCUCGCGCUACCCGCCCGAGCUGCUGGAGAAGCUGGAGGUGCUGCGGCCGCUGUGCCAGUACACGGCGCCGGUGCUGGCGGAGGGCCACCCCGCGGCGGCGGCGGGGUCGCGGCGGCUGGCGGCGGCGGCGCUGCGCUUCGAGCACCUGCAGCGCAGGAGGCUGCUGCUCACACAGCCGGCGGCGGACACGCCAGCUGGCGGCGCCGCCGCCACCGCAGCAACCGCGGCCGCACCCGCAGGUGGCGGCGCGGCUGUAGCCAGCACAACCGCUGGCGGAGCCGGCGGCGGCAGUAGCAGCGCCACUGGCGGCAGUAGCAGCAAGGGCGCCGCUUACGCCGCCGCCGCCACGGCACGUGAGGCUCGCGCACUCCGCGGCCGCCUCCUCGGUAAGAUACCAAAGCUACUGCUCGGCGGCGGCGCCGCCGCUAGUGCUACUGCCGCUGCUGCUACAGCCGGCGCCUUCCAGCCCGGUGCCAUGCUCUUCUGCUACAGCCGGCCGCCGCCGCCGCCGCUGCCGCCGGGCGCGGCCGCCGGCGCAGUGGCCGCCGCCGCCAAGCGCGCCGCCGCCGCCGCGAGGGAGGCGUACAGCUCAAGACUGCGGGACGGGUUGCGGCGGCUGGGGUGGCGGGGGCCCUGGCACGCCCGCCUGGCUGUAGCAGCCUGGUGCCGUUUCGUACAGCAAUGGCAGUAUGACACGGGUGCUACAGCCGCGGAUGUGGUGGCGACGCUGGCGGCGGAGUGGGACGGCGGCAGUAGCACUAGCGGCGGCAGCGGGAGCAGCGGCGAGGCGGCGGCGGCGGCGGCUGUAGCCGGGGGUGGCGGCGGCGGCGGCGCGCCGGUGGCUGUGUUGGAGGGUGUGGGGCUGGCGGCUGGCGCCGUGUGCCUGGCGGCGGAGGGGCUGAGUGAGGCUGACGUCAGCGGUCUGGCGAGCCGGCUGCUGCUGCAGGCCCAGUCCGGCCGCAGCAGCGGCAUCACACGUGGCAGCCUGCUGGGCGCGGCGCUGGCCGCCAGCCGCCUGCACCCCACAGACUGGCCGGCCAGGCAGCAGGUGCUGACGGAGGCGCGUACGGCACUCCUGGCCGGGCCAACCGCCGUGGUCCGCUCCGCCGCCGCCACCGCAUUGGCCGUACUGGCAGGCAGCCUGGCGGCGGAUCCAGCCAUUUACAUCCGUACUGGCGGCGGCGGCGGCGGCGGCGCUUCGCGCGAGCUGGUAGCGGUGGCGGAGGCGGUGGCGGCGCUGGUGGGCGCGUUGGGCGGCCUGUGCGCAGCGCUGGCGCCGGCGGUGGCGGAGCUGGCGGCGGGCGGUCUGCCGCCAGGCUGGCCGUCGAGGGCCGAGACGUCGGCGGCGGGUACGGCGGCGGUUGCGCCGCGACCGUUGGCGGACGAGCUGGACGAGCAGGAGGUACUGCCCGGUACGGCGGUUGCGCUUUGCAGUUUGUUGGUUGACGUCAACCGCGCGCACGGGUUGCCGGCGGGCGCAAUGGCGGCGCUGCUGGCGGCGCUGCGAGCAGUGGCGGAAGCGGCGGCCGACGGCGCCGACGACGACGCCGUCAGCGGCGGCGGCGGCAGCGGCGGCCGCGGGCGGCGCAGCAGCGCUGCCGCGGCGGCGGUGGCGGCGCUGGAGGCGGCGGCGGUGCUGGCGCCGGAGGCACUCCGCUACCAGCAACUGACGUCAGAUGACCUGGCAGCGCUGCUGGCGGCGCUCCGCCGCCUUUGUGUGGGCGGCGGCGACAGCGGCGCUGCGGGCACCAUGGCGGCGGCGCCGGCUCUGGAUGGCCGUGUGCGCGGCGCGGCGGCGUACGCGCUGGGCGUGGUGGGCGUGGCGGCGCUGCGGCAGGGCAUGCUGACGCGCGACGUGGCGGCGGCGGCGGGCCUGGCGGGCGCCGCCGCCGCCGCCGCCGCCAGUGGCGACGCCGCAGCGGUGGCGGCAAUGCUGGUCAUCGUAAACGACCUGGCGGAGCAGGCCACUGGCGGCGCCGCCGCCGCGGCUACCGCCGCCGCCGCCGCCGCCGCCGCCGCCGCGCCGCCUCUUCCGGCGGCGCAGCACACGGCGGCGGCGCGCACGGGCGCCGUGGCGGGCCUGGCGGCGGCGCUGCUGCCGCCGCCGCCGAGCCUGGUCGAUGCCCUGGCGCCCAUCCCGCCGGGCGCCGUCUCUGGCGGCCUGCUGGCGCAACCUGAAUACCUGGCGCCUGCCAAAGCCGCCAUGAAGGCGUUAGAAGGCUUGGCAACAGAGGCCGGCGGCGGCGGCGGUGGCCGCGGCGGCGCUGGCGCCGGCGGCGCUGCCGACCCAUGGGUGGCGGCGGCCGCCGCCUUCCAGCUGGCGGCGGUUUCGGCGGCGGUGGCGGCGGCGGAGGACGCAGAUGAGGAGAUGGGCGGCGGCGGCAGCGGGCGUGGCGGUGGCGGCGGCUCCGCUGCCGGCAAUGCCGCUGGCGAGGGCGCGGCGGCGGCGGAUGGCGGCCCUGGCGGGGCCGCCGGCGUCGGCGCCGAGGACGGGGAAGGUGCUGGCGGCGGCGGCGGCGGCCGUGGCGGCGGCGGCGGCGGCUCUGGCCCCAAGCCUCUGUCGCUGUACCCGCCCGACGGCGCCGCCAGGCCGCUGGUGUCGGCGUUGAUGGACAGGACGCGGCUCACCGCCCUGCCCGCCGGCCCGCUGGCCAGCACCCUCCUGGCGCUGGCCGCCGCCCCCGCCCUGCCCGCCGCCGACUGGCCCACCGCCUGCCGUACACUGCUGGCCCUGACGCCGUCCGCCUCCGCCACCUCCACCUCCAUCUCCACCACACAAGCAGCAGCAGCGUCGGCAGUAGCACCAGCAGCGGCAGCAGCACCCGUAGCAGCGGCAGUAGCAGUAGCAGCGGCCCGGCGGCUGCACGGGUGUGCGCUGCUGCUGGCGCUGUCCCACGGGCACGCGGCGGCGCUGGGCCUGGGCGGGGUGUUGGAGGAGCUGGCGGCGCCGGCCAGGUUCGCCGGCCUGCCACACGACAUGCAGUGCCUGCUGCUGGCGCGGCUGCCGGCCCUGCUCCGGAGCCUGGCGGCGCGGCGGGCGGCGGCGGUGGUGGCGGCGCUGCCCGGGCUGCUGGCGGCGGCGGCGGACGCCGACGACGGCAGGCCCGACGCCGAUGAGGACGGCGAUAGCGCCGCAGCCGGCUGUAGCAGCACCGCUGCUGCCGCUGCUGCGACAGCCGAUGCGGCGGCUGGCGGUGACAGUACGGCGCUUGCAUUUCCCUGGUCGUCGCCGGCGGCGCUGGAUGACCCCGCGUCGGCUGUAGCAUGGCUGCGACGGAUACGGCAGGCGCUGCCGGCGGCGCACGGCAACGGCAGUAGCAGCGGCAGGGAGCGGCGGCGGCUGCGGCUGGCGGCGCACUGCUGGCUGGGGCUGCUGGGGCUGUGCCGGGCGUGGCAGGCCAAGGACGCCGCGUUGACGCACAGGGACGUGACGCAGGCAGCCCACACCGCCAUCUCGACGCUGGCGGCGCAGCUGCCGCCGCUGCCGCCGCUGCAGCCGGGCGAGGGCGCGCAGCUCAUGUCCUGGGCUGCGUCCUCGUCAGCAUCUGGCGGCGGCGGCGGCGGCGGCGGCGGGCGCGGCGGCGGCUCCGGCCCGGCGGCUGUGGAGGCGGUGGAUGAGUGGGAAUGGUUUGGGCCGGCGGGGCGGCCGCUGGCGGCGGAGCCGGCGGAUGCACCGCCGGUGACGGCGGCGGCGGCGGCGGCGGCGCCGCCGCCGCCGCCAGGCUCCCUUGCGCCGCCGGUGCCCGUGCGUGGCGCCGUAGCACUGUGGUCGGUGGCGGCCUGCUGCCUGCGUUGCCUGCGGCCGGACUUCCUGACGGCACAGGUGCUGGCGGCGCCGCCGGCUGCCGCUGCUGGCGGCGGCGGCGCCGCCGCCGCCACUGCGGCGCUGGCAGCGCUGCAGCUGCGCUGCGUGCUGGUGGGCUCGGGCCACGUCAGCUACCGGGAGCUCAUGGCCGUGCGGUCAGCGAUGACGUCAGCAGCGGCAGCUGGCGGCGGCGGCGGCGGUGGUGGCGGCGGGGUGACAACGGCGGCGGCGGAGGCGGAUGCGCUGCUGGUGCCGCUGGGCCUGGCGCUGGCGGCCACACCGCAGGCGUUCCAGGUCCAGGUUUUGCUUCAGACCCUGGACGGUGCCCGCGAGGCCGCAGCCGCAGCCGCCGACCCGCGCCCCCACCUCCAGCUCGCAGCCGCCCUGGUCGCCGUCUGCCUCGCCGCCAGCGCCGGCGGCGCCGGUGGCGGCAGCAUCGCCGCCAGCGGCGGCGCGGGCAGCGCCGCCGGCGCCGCGGCGGCGGCGGCGGCCGCCGCCGCAAUGGCCGCCAGCGCCUCCGCCGCGCCGGAGCUUGUUUUGGCUCUCACCAGCCGCGCCGCAGCCGUACGGCUACUGCCGUACUCUCUGCCGCGGCUGCUGUCCCGCAGCCCCUGGAACUCCUCCUGCGAGGCUGUAGCGCAGGCGCUGCUGGCUGUAGCACGGGCCUGCGGCGUCGGCGCCGUUAGCGGUGGCGGGGGUGGCAGUAGCGGGGUUGCGGAGGGGGAGGCGCUGGGGGUGGUGCUCACGUGCCUGCGGGCGCUGCGGGACGCUGUGCCGCCGUACACGUACGACACAAUCCAGUCCACGUGCGGCUGGCGGGCGCUGGCGCCGAUGGCGGCGGCGGCGGAGGGCACGGCUUCCAAGUAGGGGGGUGGGGGGCCUACUGGUGGAACCGCAAGUUGUAUGCCGUAUGCGGAUGCUGCAGUGGCUGGGACAUGAAGGGCCGGAGCCGACGCGCUUUGUCGCAUGCAGGUGUGUGUGCGGUAUGUAAAUGGAGGGGUGCUUGAUGUGUCCACCAGAGCUGGGGCCACACCUGCGGCUUCACCAGACUGGCACCAGACCGGAGCUUAGCAUGUGAUGGGAUUGCGCUUUGUUCCCCGAUGACGCUUUGG